GUGGGGCCCCGGAGGAGGAGGAGGAAGAGGAGGAGGAAGAAGUCGAGCAGGGCGCCAUCCAUCCCCAUCAUCACCGCCGCCAUGUCCCACCUGCCCAUGAAGCUCCUGCGCAAGAAGAUCGAGAAGCGGAACGAGAAGCAGCGGGAGCGGAACCUCCGCAAGCGCCAGCGCCGGGAGCUGGAGCAGCUGGAAACCAAGAAGGUCAAGUCGGAGGAGGCCAAAGAAGAGGAGGACGAGGAGGAGGCCAAAGAGGAGGAGGAGGAGGAGGAAGGAGACGAGAAUCCGGCAGAGGCCCCGGAAAUUCCCAGCCUGCCCCUGGGCCUGACGGGGGCCUUCGAGGACACGUCGUUCGCCUCCCUGAAGGACCUGGUGAGCGACAACACGCUGCGGGGCGUGGCCGACAUGGGUUUCACCGCCAUGACCCAAAUCCAGCACAGGAGCAUCCGCCCCCUCCUCGAGGGCAGAGACAUCCUGGCGGCCGCCAAGACGGGAAGCGGGAAGACCCUGGCCUUCCUCAUACCCGCCAUCGAGCUCAUCUACAAGUUGAAGUUCAUGCCCAGGAAUGGCACGGGCGUGGUGGUCCUGUCCCCGACGCGGGAGCUGGCCAUGCAGACGUUCGGCGUGCUGAAGGAGCUGAUGGCCCACCACGUCCACACUUACGGCCUCGUCAUGGGCGGCAGCAACCGCUCGGCCGAGGCCCAGAAGCUGGCCAACGGCGUCAACCUCGUGGUGGCCACCCCGGGACGCCUCCUGGACCAUAUGCAGAACACGCCGGGCUUCAUGUUCAAAAACCUGCAGUGCCUAGUGAUCGACGAGGCCGACCGCAUCCUGGAGGUCGGCUUCGAGGAGGAGAUGAAGCAGAUCAUCAAGCUGUUGCCAAAGCGGAGGCAGACGAUGCUGUUCUCGGCCACGCAGACGCGCAAGGUGGAGGACUUGGCCAAGAUCUCCCUGAAGAAGGAGCCCCUCUACGUCGGCGUGGAUGACCACAAGGACGUGGCCACCGUGGACGGCCUGGAGCAGGGUUACGUGGUCUGCCCGUCGGAGAAGCGCUUCCUCCUGCUCUUCACCUUCCUGAAGAAGAACCGCAAGAAGAAGCUGAUGGUGUUCUUCUCCUCCUGCAUGUCCGUCAAAUACCACUACGAGCUGCUCAACUACAUCGACCUGCCCGUCAUGGCCAUCCACGGCAAGCAGAAGCAGACGAAGCGGACCACCACGUUCUUCCAGUUCUGCAACGCGGACUCGGGCACCCUGCUGUGCACGGACGUGGCGGCCCGCGGCCUGGACAUCCCCGAGGUGGACUGGAUCGUCCAGUUCGACCCCCCGGACGACCCCAAGGAGUACAUCCACCGCGUGGGCCGCACAGCGCGGGGCAUCGACGGCCGAGGGCACGCCCUGCUCAUCCUGAGGCCGGAGGAGCUCGGCUUCCUGCGCUACCUCAAGCAGGCCAAGGUGCCCCUCAGCGAGUACGAGUUUUCCUGGGCCAAGAUCUCCGACAUCCAGUCUCAGCUGGAGAAGCUGAUCGAGAAGAAUUACUUCCUGCACAAGUCGGGCCAGGAGGCCUACAAAUCCUACAUCCGGGCCUACGACUCCCACGCCCUCAAGCAGAUCUACAACGUGGCCAGCCUGGAUCUGACGCAGGUGGCCCUCUCCUUCGGCUUCAGGGUGCCCCCCUUCGUGGACCUCAACGUCAACGGCGGGCAGGGGCGGAAGCCGCAGAAGCGCGGGGGCGGCGGCGGCGGCUUCGGCUACCAGAAGCCGCGGACGGUGCGGAAGGCCAAGAUCUUCAAGCUCGUCAGCAAGAAGCCCCCCGCCGACCGGCGCCAGUUCUCCCACUGACCCCCAGGCUGGGGGCACUGGGAGGGGGCCUGGAUUCGCUCCGAGGCCCGUGGGUUUUGUAAUGAAUCCGUACCUGGA
Messenger RNA from Tachyglossus aculeatus (Australian echidna), 1914 nucleotides. RefSeq names its product DEAD-box helicase 18 (gene DDX18). The coding region runs from base 82 to 1836 and encodes 584 amino acids. The record is from RefSeq and is a predicted model, not a curated record. Gene Ontology annotation, cellular component: nucleolus. Gene Ontology annotation, molecular function: ATP binding; nucleic acid binding; RNA helicase activity. The transcript is spliced from 13 exons. NCBI's taxonomy places the organism in Eukaryota, Metazoa, Chordata, Mammalia, Monotremata, Tachyglossidae. Gene Ontology annotation, biological process: maturation of LSU-rRNA from tricistronic rRNA transcript (SSU-rRNA, 5.8S rRNA, LSU-rRNA).